This is a messenger RNA of Anisakis simplex (herring worm), 201 nucleotides long. The record is from the annotation of a GenBank genome assembly. Lineage: Eukaryota; Metazoa; Nematoda; Chromadorea; Rhabditida; Anisakidae.
AUGAGUUCAGAAGUGCGUCGUGAAAGACGGAAGAUUGAUAAGGAAAUGCGCACAACGAUUCUAUUUCUUGCAAAAGCCGGAAUGAAUAACGCGUCGAUUGCAAGACAAAUGAAACUACCGUAUCAAACAGUGUCGAGGAUCGCCUCAACAGAAUCAAGCCAAAACCACGCAAGAGAGAUGCUUGUCAACGCAACAGACUGA